GUUUCUCUGUUUACGGAAAUCUUUUUCACAUAUACUCGAUAUCAUACAGUUUAGAAGAACGAACGAAAUGAAUCAGGAAUCUUGCUGCACUUGUGCGCGUCUACUUGUGCAGAUAGAGAGGAAUGAAGGGAGGAACGGCCUACCUUCUUACUCGGCAUCUACGCUGGAAAGCAAUUCUUCCAUCCAAUCGACGAGAAGUGAUGCAAGUCUUGGUGGGAAAACGAAAGAAGAAACAGUCUUCUCGGAGAAAGGCCCGGCAUGUGAUAUAGAGAAGGAAAGAGGAGACACACAUUGGAAUGAGAAAGAAAGGAGCAAUAGCAGAGAAAAUAGAAGGUUAUCAUGUUGCGGACGCAUUAUCUGUGGGGAAUGUAUAGAGGGUAAUGAGAGAUUUGGGAGUUAUUGUCCUUUCUGUCAGGUCAGGAGUGCAGAGACGAUGGAUAAUACGGUAGCAGCUUCCACGCCGUCGGAUAAGCCACCCUCCUACGCAUCCCUUCAUCUCUCUCCCGAAUCGAAUUCCCGAACUUCCCCUCCUACUUACUCUCACACUCUUGACUCCAAAUCACAACCCGAACUCCAGUUACAAUCGAAAACCGAACCACAAUCUGAAGAUGUCCUCCAUUUCCUCUCUCACGCCACCGAUUCUAUGACUUCUCUAUCCUUUCGAUACGGUGUACCCAUCGAUGUAUUGCGAAAGAAAAAUGGUAUAACAAGUGAUCACUUGCUUCUCGCUAGGAAAACAAUACUGAUACCUGGGGAAUGGUAUAAAGGGGGAGUGAGCUUGAGUCCGCGGCCUGUAGAGGGAGAGGAAGAAGAAAGGAGGAAGAGCUGCGUGAGGAGAUUCAUGGUUGGGUGUAAAGUCUCUGAAUACGACAUUGCAGUCCUGUACCUCGAACAAGCGAACUACGACCUAGAGCUCGCAAUGGGAAUAUACAAAGAUGAUGAGAGAUGGGAGAAAGAAAAUCCUAUAUCAAAUAAAGGGAAAGGAAAAGGGAAUUCGAGAUAUGAUGUUGCAAAGAGAAGAUUCACAGGACAGAGAUCAUGAGAUUUUCGCUCGCAAAUUGCUGUGUAAUUGUGUAAUUUAGAUUCCUCUUUAUUUUUGUAUUUUAACA
Molecule: messenger RNA, 1109 nt
Organism: Botrytis cinerea B05.10
Lineage: Eukaryota; Fungi; Ascomycota; Leotiomycetes; Helotiales; Sclerotiniaceae
Exons: 2
Coding region: 68-1042 (324 amino acids)
Source: RefSeq, a predicted model, not a curated record